Messenger RNA from Candoia aspera, 2196 nucleotides. RefSeq names its product zinc finger protein 883-like. The transcript has 2 exons. The record is from RefSeq and is a predicted model, not a curated record. Lineage: Eukaryota; Metazoa; Chordata; Lepidosauria; Squamata; Candoiidae. Bases 238 to 2136 code for a protein of 632 amino acids.
UGUCCCCGGGAGGUGACUGCAUUACAUUCUCAAAUUGAGACUUCAUGGGUCAAAAAUAAUGGAACCCGGCCAGUGAAUAUAUAUAAACAAGUACAAAAGGAGAAAAAGGAGCUUAAUAUUUUAGAGACCAAGAAGAUAACAUCUCAACUUCGAUUUUUAAAGCAAUAAUACUAUGAAUUGGACAGUUAUGAGCAGGAACAUGAGAACUACAAGGAGCCCAGCAUAGCACUGUUACGGAUGAUCAAGGCUGAAGAAGGGAUGCUUGGAAAUCAAGGGGCACUUCAAAAGACUAAGAAAAGCUGCAUAACGAGUGGAGAGAAGAAAUCUCCUUCUGGUCACAAGGAAGUCCUUGAACUCCCAACCCAGCAAGUGCAGCAACAAGAAGGAAGUGGAGACUAUUUUGGAUGUGGCAAAACAGACAGAGAGAAACCUGAUUUCAGUAAACUCUGUACAAUUCAGACUAGAGAGGAAGAAUAUGAAUAUCAAGAGGAUGGGGAAAGUAUCAGUCCUGUCUCCUCUUUUGUUUUACAUCACCAGUUGUAUAUCAGAGAGACACCAUACACAUUUAUAAAUUGUGGGGAAAAUUUCAGUUUGAGAAGUCAUCUUAUUUCCCAUAAAGAAGAGAAACCAUAUGAGUGUGGAAAGGGAUUUAGUAAGAAAAAAUUGCUUAUUUUAUCCCAAAAAAAUCCUCCAAGGGAGAAACCCUAUAAAUGUCUGCACUGUGAAAAGACCUUCACUCAGAAAGGUAAACUUACCUUACAUGAAAGGAUCCAUACAGGGGAGAAAAUCUAUAAAUGUCUGGAGUGUGGAAAGACUUUCACUGAGAGACGUAAACUAAUCAUACAUGAAAGGAUCCAUACAGGGGAGAAACCAUAUGCAUGCCUGCUGUGUGGAAGAAGAUUUAAUCAGAGUGGUCAACUUACAAGACAUCAACGAACCCACACAGGGGAGAAACCAUAUACAUGCUUGCAGUGUGGAAAGAAGUUCAGUGGACGUUCAAACCUUAUGAUACAUGUAAGAAGACACACAGAAGAGAAACCAUAUAUAUGUACAGAGUGCGGAAAGAGCUUCCGUGACAACAGUGUCCUUGUUUGCCAUAAAAGGAUCCACACAGGAGAAAAACCAUACAAAUGCCUGGAGUGCGGAAAGAACUUCAGUCAAAACAGUAGCCUUUUGCGACAUAAAAGAAUUCACACAGGAGAGAAACCGUAUCAAUGCCUGGAGUGUGGAAAAAACUUCCGUCAGAAAAGUAGCCUUUUGCAACAUAAAAGAAUGCACACAGGGGAGAAACCAUAUACAUGCCCGGAAUGUGGAAAGAGCUUCAAUCAGAGCAGUCAUUUUAUUUGCCAUAAAAGAAUCCAUACAGGAGAGAAGCCAUAUAAAUGCACAGAGUGUGGAAAGAGCUUCAGUCACAAUGGUAGCCUUUUGCAGCAUAAAAGAAUUCACACAGGAGAGAAUCCAUACAAAUGCACAGAGUGUGGAAAAAGCUUCAGUAAGAACUAUAAACUUUUGCAACAUAAAAGAAUUCACACAGGGGAGAAACCAUAUAAGUGCAAGGAAUGUGGAAAGAGUUUCAAUUGCAGCAGUUAUUUUAUUUGCCAUAAAAGGAUUCAUACAGGGGAGAAACCAUAUAAAUGCCUGGUCUGUGGAAAGGGUUUUAAUAAAAGCAGUCAUCUUACAUCUCAUAAAAGAAAGCACACGGGAGAGAAGCCAUAUAAAUGCACAGAGUGUGGAAAGAGGUUUUCUUACAACUUUGUCCUGAGAUACCAUCAACGAACCCAUACUGGGGAGAAACCAUAUACAUGCCUGAUGUGUGGAAAAAAGUUCAGUGGACAUUCAAACCUUAGAAUCCAUGUAAGAAUCCACACGGGGGAGAAACCGCAUAAAUGUAUGGAGUGUGGGAAGAGCUUCCGUAAGGACAGUAACUUUAUUUGCCAUAAAAGGAUCCACACAGGAGAAAAACCAUACAAAUGCACCGAGUGUGGAAAGAGCUUCACUCAGAAUGCUAAUCUUAUCAAACAUAGAAGAAUUCACACGGGAGAGAGACCAUACAAAUGCACAGAGUGUGGGAAAAGCUUCAGCCAGAAAAAUCACCUUUCGCAACAUGAAAGAAUCCAUAGAAGAGAGAAACCAUAACUUGAGAGCUUUCAUCACAAGUGUUUUCUUCUCAAAAAGGGACCCACAUGAGAAAAACAA